Syngnathus acus (greater pipefish) is the source of this 2044-nucleotide messenger RNA. RefSeq names its product sterol 26-hydroxylase, mitochondrial. The record is from RefSeq and is a predicted model, not a curated record. The coding region runs from base 133 to 1677 and encodes 514 amino acids. Gene Ontology annotation, molecular function: monooxygenase activity; heme binding; iron ion binding. Gene Ontology annotation, cellular component: mitochondrial inner membrane. The transcript has 9 exons. Gene Ontology annotation, biological process: cortisol metabolic process; glucocorticoid biosynthetic process; cholesterol metabolic process. Lineage: Eukaryota; Metazoa; Chordata; Actinopteri; Syngnathiformes; Syngnathidae.
AAUGUCCACUGGGUGACAAAACGCAACAGUUUGACAUUAGACGCCCAAAGCCCAAAACCAAGGAAACAAAUAACACAGCAGCCCGGCCGUUCUCCGAACUAAAAAAGUGGAGAGCACACAAGAAGAAAACAAAUGUCCCCCUCUCCACCUCGCCUUUUUGCACUCUACGGACGCGGAGGUUCGCUCGCCUUCUGGACCAGAACACUUGUCCAAGCAAGGGCUGAAGUUGAAGCGGCCAAGCUCAAGACCAUCGAUGACUUGCCCGGACCCACUUUGUCCAAAACACUUUUCUGGUUAUUUGUUAAAGGAUAUGCGGACAAGAGCCACUUGCUGCAGGGUGCACAAAAGAAUCUUUACGGGCCCAUUUGGCGCUCUAAGUUCGGCCCUUUUGAUCUCGUCAAUGUGGCCAGUCCGGAGCUCAUUGCUCAGGUGAUCCAUCAGGAAGGACGCUACCCCGUGCGAGCGGAGCUGCCACACUGGAAGGAAUACCGAGACUUGAGGGGACAAGCCUACGGCCUGCAUGUAGACAAAGGGGAAGAGUGGUACCGGAUCCGCAGCGCUCUGAACCCAAAGAUGCUGAAGCUACAGGAAGUGUCAGCCUACGCUCCCAUCAUCCACCAGGUGGUCGAAGAUCUCCUGCAACGCAUCGAGUUCCUGCGCGCCCGCAGCCCGGACGGAAUUUCCGUUUCCGACGUGACGGCCGAGCUCUACAAGUUUGGCUUCGAAGGUAUCUCGUCCAUUUUGUUUGAGACCAGGCUGGGCUGCCUCCGGGAGGACAUUCCGAAAGACACGGAGCGCUUUAUCGCUGCCGUCAAUGACAUGCUGACGCUGUCUGAGAUUGUUGUUAUCUUUCCACGCUGGACCCGCCGCAUCCUGCCUUUCUGGAAGCGAUUUAUUCAGGCCUGGGAUGACCUCUAUGACACUGCGCAGAAGCUGAUCGACAGCAGACUGGCUGACAUCCAAAGCCAGAUGGAGCGAGGUGAGCCCACACAAGGCUUAUACCUGACCUACCUGCUGUCCUGCGAUAAGAUAACCCGAUCGGAGAUCUACAUCAGCGUGACCGAGCUGCUGUUGGGCGGAGUCGACACGACCUCCAACACGCUGUCUUGGGCCUUGUACCACUUGGCGAGGGACCCGCGGGCUCAGGAUCGACUCUACAGCGAGGUGAACGCCGUGUGCGGCGACGGACGUAAACCCGGAAUGGACGACCUUCAAGCGAUGCCCUACUUGAAGGCUGUCAUCAAGGAAACGUUACGCUUGUAUCCUGUUGUUCCUGGCAACGGACGCUUUGUUACAGAAAAUGAAGUGAUGGUGGACAAUUACUGGUUUCCAAAGAAGACCCAGUUCCACCUGUGCCAUUACGUCGUCAGCCGCGACCACGCGCAAUUCGCCCGUGCCGACGACUUUGUGCCGGAGCGUUGGCUUCGCCCCGGCCACAAGGUGACGCCAGGUUUCUUCCAGCACCACCCGUACAGCUUCAUCCCCUUCGGCGUAGGCGUGCGAGGCUGCGUGGGGAAGAGGGUGGCCGAGAUGGAGAUGUACUUUGCUCUGUGCAGGCUGAUGCAGCGCUACGAGGUCCGUCCGGGGGGAGACGACCAAGCCCCCGUCCAGGCCAAAACGCGGACGCUGCUCAUUCCCGCGCGGCCCAUCAAUCUUCGAUUUCUGCUCCGAGCUUGAAGGAAUCGAACCGAAAACACGAUACGCAGCAAAAAAGAAGAAAGUGGUGCUUAAAACAAAGACAACUAAAAAAAUGAUUUUUUUUCCAACUAGUUUUCUCAUUACCGAUCACUUUAUUCAUUCUGUUCAACUCAAGUUUGUUACUAACUUAAUUACUGUAUACAGAUUAUAACCAGUUGAACCUUUUCCAGUGUAUAAAAACAACACAUUACCUUCAUAAGACAAAACUCACAUCACAUACUGUAUGUAUUCCUGACUAGAAAAUCAUGUAACACACAUGCUGUUGAAAUUGAUUGCUAGGCACAAAACUUGUAUAAUCCUUAACUUUUGCCAUAAAGUCGAAUGACUGAUUUUGUUUUGGUAUUUA